Hyaloscypha bicolor E is the source of this 974-nucleotide messenger RNA. RefSeq lists its product as uncharacterized. The record is from RefSeq and is a predicted model, not a curated record. The transcript is spliced from 2 exons. NCBI's taxonomy places the organism in Eukaryota, Fungi, Ascomycota, Leotiomycetes, Helotiales, Hyaloscyphaceae. Bases 382 to 894 code for a protein of 170 amino acids.
GAGGCAUGGUUUGAAACGCUUUGUCCUCCAUCGCGAGGAGUACAGUACCAGCCCUCGCCAGCUCAAGAGCCGCUCCCAUUCGCCUUGCACAUCGUACGAGCGAGCGAUCAAGACCAGGAAUGCCACGGACGGUGCCUACCACACGGGGCCAGGGAUCAACACAUGGUCGAUCAGAAAGAUGAGAAGGGAGACACGCCACGGCAUUUUGCGCUUCGUUUGGAUAGGACGACAUGGCUACCGCUUUGCUCGAUGCAGGCGUCGACUGAGAGAUCUUGGACAACAGUGGGUUUUACUCGCCGUUGCCCCUCGCGAUCAGAUACCUCUCUCCCCGCAUACUGGGCUGCUACACCUUGGGCGUGGACGUCAAUGCAAGAGAUGUAGAUGGAGAUGCAGAAGACGGAGAAUUGCCGCUGGCAAGUUGCACCCUGCGAGAGCAAAGGGCCAUACCGUACACCCCUCGUUGAGGCAUGUCACCAGCGGGCCCGUCGACGGUGCUCGCGAGGCUCUCUCUUGCUCAACACACACUGGCGCCGAUCCCAACUCUGCACACACACCACUGGGACCCCGGAGCCCUCGCCUCGUGUUGUCACCGCGACGAACAGAAACGAGAGCGCGGCGAUGAUCGGGCACGCUCCUCAGCCACGGAGCGCGGGUCGACGCGGAAGACACCCAUCAUUCUUUUUAUUGAAAAGAAAAGCCUUCCUCUGGUCUGCGACUGGGGACUGCGCAGGCGUCGAGGCUGCUGAGCCCGAGCACGGGUACGGCGCAUCUAGCUCGACGGCAUGGCACUCCUCUGCGCUGCUGAGGCUGCUGAUAUCGAGGUUGCUCGGACUCUGCGCGAUCGAACGACGAUUGGACGGUGCUGGCAAGGGCUGCGUUCGGUGGGGAUGGUGAUCUGGUGAAGCUGUUGAUGGGGCGCGGGACUACUGGCAACCCGACAGCGGCUGGCGACUGGACGUUCCAGUUUGAUGCAG